Messenger RNA from Ipomoea triloba (trilobed morning glory), 570 nucleotides. RefSeq lists its product as uncharacterized. Lineage: Eukaryota; Viridiplantae; Streptophyta; Magnoliopsida; Solanales; Convolvulaceae. The transcript has a single exon. The record is from RefSeq and is a predicted model, not a curated record. Bases 1 to 570 code for a protein of 189 amino acids.
AUGGGUUUUAGGAAGCUCCGGGAGAUGAAUUUAGCCCUGUUGGGUAAGCAAGCAUGGUGCUUAAUUACGAGACCAAACUCCCUUGUGACCCAAGUGUAUAAGAGUCGUUUUUACCCUGAUGGUACGUUCUUUGAUGCGGUGCCCAGUAGCAAUCCUUCCUUUAUUUGGUGUGGCCUCUUAGAAGUGCAGGAGGUGAUGAGAAGGGGUUGUAGAAGAUGUAUUGGAGAUGGGUUGACAACACAGAUCGGUAGGGAUCCCUGGCUUCCCAUAGAUGAUGACCCGUAUAUCAGUACACCAUUGCAUAAGUCCAUUUUUUAUGCGCCUAUUUGUUUUUUGUUAAACAAUCAGGGCUUUGGAUAUGAUGAGAACUGCGUUGAAGACAUAUUUAAUGAAUGGGAUGCUCACAUCAUUUUAAUCAUCCCGGUAAGCUUACGAAGACCAAAUGAUGCUUGGGUAUGGUACAAGGAGUCGAAAGGUGCAUACACGGUGAAGUCAUGUUACCGAAUGCUAAUAGGUGAAGUGCAUGAUGAAAGGCCAUGGCGUUUGAUAUGGAAUAUGAGAGUCCCUUGA